Molecule: messenger RNA, 3747 nt
Organism: Drosophila virilis
Lineage: Eukaryota; Metazoa; Arthropoda; Insecta; Diptera; Drosophilidae
Gene: sog
Product: short gastrulation
Biological process (GO): negative regulation of BMP signaling pathway; dorsal/ventral pattern formation
Molecular function (GO): BMP binding
Source: RefSeq, a predicted model, not a curated record
CAAACAAACAACAAGAACAACAAAUAACGGUACGGUCGGUCGAAAUAAAUAUAUAUUGUUUUUUUUUUUCUGUUUGCGUAGCAGCAACAAAGUGCGUGCAACUUAUUUACAGUUAGUACAUAUUACUAUUUUUUUUUUCGUGCUUAACUUAAUCAGAAAUUGAAUAAUAAUUAUUAAAAAUCAACGAAAUGAACAACAAACAAACGAACGCUGCCACCGCCUGGGCCACGGCCACGGGCACCGUGCAGUUGCUGGACAGGCCAGCGGUUGCGGGGGCGGCGGCAACGGACAGCAGCACAGCUUGCAACAGCAGCAGCAGCAGCAGCAGCAACAACAAUUGCAACAGUUGCACUUGCAACAUAACCGGCGCCACAUACCGUUAUCAUAGAAGAUUGCAACAGCUGCUGCUCGUCGCGCUGCUCCUCUGCCUGUCCAGCCUGAGCAGCUGCUGGCCCCAAGCGGUCCAGGCGCGCCGCCAUGCGCCGCUCAUGUUCGAGGAGGCCGACACGGCCAGACGCUCCAAUCGACCGGCAGUUACCGAAUGUCAAUUUGGCAAAGUUCUGCGCGAAUUGGGCUCCACUUGGUAUGCGGAUCUGGGACCGCCAUUUGGCGUCAUGUACUGCAUCAAAUGUGAAUGUGUGGCGAUACCCAAAAAGCGUCGCAUCGUUGCACGCGUUCAGUGUCGCAAUAUCAAGAACGAAUGCCCGCCAGCCAAAUGCGAUGAUCCCAUCUCAUUGCCCGGCAAAUGCUGCAAGACCUGUCCCGGCGAUCGUAACGAUACGGAUGUGGCCCUGGAUGUGCCCGUGCCCAGCGAGGAAGAGGAGCGCAACAUGAAACAUUACGCAGCUCUGCUAACGGGCCGGACAUCGUACUUCCUGAAGGGCGAGGAGAUGAAGUCCAUGUACACGACCUACAAUCCGCAGAACGUGGUCGCAACGGCGCGCUUCCUAUUCCACAAGAAGAAUCUAUACUAUUCGUUCUAUACAUCGUCUCGCAUUGGACGACCACGUGCGAUCCAGUUUGUGGACGAUGCGGGCGUCAUUCUGGAGGAGCACCAGCUGGAGACGACGCUGAGCGGCACGCUGAGCGUCUAUCAGAAUGCGACGGGCAAGAUUUGCGGCGUAUGGCGACGCGUGCCGCGCGAUUACAAGCGCAUCCUGCGCGACGAUCGGCUGCACGUCGUCCUGCUGUGGGGCAACAAGCAUCAGGCGGAGCUGGCGCUGGCCGGCAAAAUAGCCAAGUAUACGGCGCUGCAGACGGAACUGUUUAGCUCGCUGCUGGAGCCGCCGGCUCUGGUCGGCGGCAAGCCGGAUCCGCAGCUGGCGGGCGCCGGCGGCACAGCGAUUGUGUCCACCAGCAGCGGCGCGGCCAGCUCUAUGCAUCUGACUCUGGUCUUUAAUGGCAUCUUUGGCGCCGAGGAGUAUGCGGAUGCGGCGCUCAGUGUGCGCAUUGAGCUGCCGGAGCGCAAGGAGCUGAUCUUUGAUGAAGUGCCGCGCGUGCGCAAACCCUCGGCCGAGAUCAAUGUACUGGAGCUAUCCUCGCCCAUUUCCAUACAGAAUCUGCGCCUGAUGUCGCGCGGCAAGCUGCUGCUCACUGUCGAGUCCAAGAAGUAUCCGCAGCUGCGCAUCCAGGGCCACAUUGUGACCCGGGCCAGCUGCGAGAUCUUUCAGACCCUGCUCGCUCCGCCGCACGGCAACGAGCUGAGCACCCGGAGCAGCGGCCUGGCCUGGGUCUAUCUGAACACGGACGGCUCGCUGGCGUACAAUAUUGAGACGGAUCAUGUGAAUACACGGGAUCGGCCCAAUAUCAGCCUGAUCGAGGAGCAGGGCAAACGCAAGGCCAAGCUGGAGGAUCUGACGCCCAGCUUCAAUUUCAAUCAGGCCAUCGGCAGCGUUGAGAAACUCGGACCCAAGGUUCUCGAAUCACUAUAUGCCGGCGAGCUGGGCGUCAAUGUGGCCACCGAGCACGAGGCCAGCCUGAUACGUGGUCGCCUGGUGCCACGCCCCGUUGCCGAUGCACGCGACUCCGCGGAACCAAUCCUGCUGAAGCCGCACGGCGAGCACGCCAGCCCGGGCCUGGGCAUGGGCAUGGCCUGGAUGUCCAUCGAUAACGAAUGCAAUCUGCACUACGAACUGACGCUGAGCGGCAUGCCCAACGCUGGCCAGGAUCUGCAGCUAUAUCUGGAGGAGAAGCCCAUCGAGGCAAUUGGCGCGCCCGUCACACGCAAGCUGCUCGAGGAGUUCAACGGCGCCUACAUGGAGGGCUUUGUGCUGGGCAUGCCCUCGGCGGAGCUGAUCAAGCUGGAGACGAGCGUCUGCUAUCUGGAGCUGCACGCCAAGCACAGCCAUCAGCUGUUGCUGCGCGGCAAGCUCAAGUCGACGAAGGUGCCCGCCCAUUGUUUUCCCAUCUAUACGGACAAUAAUGUGCCCGUGCCGGGCGAUCAUAACGAUAACCAAAUGCUGACGGCCGAGAGCAAGUGCUUCCAUUCCGGCCGCUUCUACAACGAAUCCGAGCAAUGGCGCAGCGCCCAGGACACCUGCCACAUGUGCGCCUGCCAGCGUGGCCAGGCCAACUGUGAGUUGAUCAAGUGUCCGGCUCUCAAGUGCAAAACCGGCAGCGAGCAGCUGCUCCAGCGCGACGGUGAAUGCUGUCCCAGCUGUGUGGCCAGACGCGAUGCCGACUGGCAUACGGCGGGCAGCAGCUCCUCCUCCUCCUCCUCUUCCUCCUCCACCGGCUCCGGCUCCGGCUCAGGCUCCUCGCCCGCUUUGAACGCCAGCGAUGUGCUGCAGCAGCGCCGCGGCUGCCGCUUGGGCGAACAGUUCCAUGCCGCAGGCGCCAGCUGGCAUCCGUUCUUGCCGCCCAAUGGCUUUGACACCUGCACCACCUGCAGCUGCGAUGCGCUCACGCUGGAGGUGCGCUGUCCGCGCAUGGUCUGCCCGCCGCUGCAGUGCAGCGAGAAGCUUGCCUAUCGCCCCGACAAGAAGGCCUGCUGCAAGGUCUGCCCCGAGGGCAAGCAGAGCAAUCACGGCCAGAGCGGCAAGCAUACGCCCAGUAAUCCCAACGUGCUGCUCGAUCAGGCCGUACAGCGUACCGCCGCCCACAAUGCCGAGGAGGUGCUGGCCGCGGGCGGUUGCAAGGUCGUCAACAAGAUCUACGAGAACGGACAGGAAUGGCAUCCGAUCCUGAUGUCGCACGGCGAGCAGAAGUGCAUCAAAUGCCGCUGCAAGGACUCGAAGGUCAACUGCGAUCGCAAGCGCUGCUCGCGUUCCACGUGCCAGCAGCAGCAGCAGCAGACGCGCGUCUCCGGCAAGCGUCGCCUCUUUGACAAGCCAACGGCUGGCAGUGAGCUUGGGGGCGUGGCCGGCGCUGCGGCGCCCAUCGACGAGUGCUGCUCGACGCAAUGCCGACGCUCGCGACGUCAUCACAAGCGUCAGCCGCACCAUCAGCAGCGCGCGGCCAGCAGCUGAGCAGCGCAGUCAACGGCGACGGCGACAGCGACAGCGACGCCAGCAGCAGCAGCAGCAGCAACAGCAAAAGCAAAAGCAACAACAGCACAGUUUGUGCUCUCUCAAGAGAGCAAGAGAGCGAGCGACAGCCAUGUAAACUUGUAUUAUAGAACAAAAGGGAAGGAAAGAGAAAGAAAACAAACACACACACACAUACAUGCAUACAUACACACAAAAGCAUACACAGAGAGCGAGCGAGAGAUCGUAGCGUAGCGUUAGACGAAAGGCAGCAAGGAAGCAA